Molecule: messenger RNA, 1506 nt
Organism: Eucalyptus grandis
Lineage: Eukaryota; Viridiplantae; Streptophyta; Magnoliopsida; Myrtales; Myrtaceae
Product: phosphopantothenate--cysteine ligase 2
Exons: 10
Coding region: 218-1198 (326 amino acids)
Biological process (GO): coenzyme A biosynthetic process
Cellular component (GO): cytoplasm; nucleus
Molecular function (GO): phosphopantothenate--cysteine ligase activity
Source: RefSeq, a predicted model, not a curated record
UGCGGAACAUCGACUGUUCUAGAUCGGUCUAUUCCGGCGGGAAUUGACCAGACUAUUUUUUAAUCUUAUUUUAGCACUCACCUACCUCUCUUUCGAUUCUUACUUAACUUCAGUCCACCCAAUUUCGUAUUGAUCCUCCUCCUCUCUCUCUCUCUCUCUCGGCGCGUGCGUGGUUUGCGAACUCGAUCGCUGCACUCGCUGCUCCAAGGAAUUCGCGAUGGCUUCACAGAGUGGUCCGGAAGCAGCGGAGGAGCACACGUCUGGUGCAGACAUACAGUCGUUUUUCGACUCAGCUCCUCCGCUGAAAAAUAGUCUUGAAAUCACAGACAAGUUGAAGGAGUUUCUCGACAAGAAUUCAAUACCGACCGGAGACGGAAGAGCUAACCGAGUUGUUUGCGUGACCUCGGGUGGAACGACUGUCCCUCUAGAGCAGCGCUGUGUCCGCUACAUUGAUAACUUCAGCUCAGGCCAUCGAGGAGCAGCUUCCACUGAGUACUUUUUGAAGGCAGGUUAUGCGGUUAUCUUUCUGUAUCGCAGGGGAACCUGCCAGCCCUUUUGUAGAUCUUUGCCAGAUGAUCCCUUCCUUGAAUGUUUCGAGUUUAUAGACAAGUCCCACGUUAAAGUGAGGGAGCCACAUUCUGAAGCUGUGAAGAUGGCUAUCAGUGAUCAUCACAAUGUAAUUGAAAAAGGACUAUUGCUGAAACUUCCCUUCACAACCAUUUUUGAAUAUCUUCAGAUGUUACAGAUGGUUGCAACAUCACUUAGGGUUCUUGGGCCACAUGCAAUGUUUUAUCUUGCAGCUGCAGUGUCUGAUUUUUAUGUACCUUGGAAAAGCAUGGCAGAACACAAGAUACAGUCAGGAUCAGGUCCGCUUGAUAUGAGUCUCGUUCAAGUUCCAAAAAUGCUAGCUGUCUUGAGAAAAGAGUGGGCUCCAUUUGCCUAUUGCAUUUCAUUUAAGCUAGAGACUGAUAAGAACAUCCUGCUGAAGAAGGCAGAUAUGGCUCUUAGUAAGUACAAAAUGCAUGUGGUAGUGGCCAAUGAGCUUUUAACUCGGAAAGAGGAGGUCGUCGUCGUCACAGGUGAUGGAAAGGUUCCAGUUUGCCGAGACAAGACCCAGGUUGACAGUGAUGUGGAGGAUCCCCUCGUCAAACUUCUAGUUGAGAAACAUUCAAUUCACUUAGAAGAUUCUUGCUCAUGAAAAUAUAAAUUGUCAAGAUGUUCAACCUGUCAUAGAUACUGCUAAUUGUCAUGAUUGAUCAAUUCCCAUAGGUUUCAAUUCUCUCAAUUUCUGUGACGUGAUAACUGCUUAGGGCAGGUGUUUUUUUAGAGUUUGGCAAUACCUCUUUGCCUUAGCAUUUGUGUCAUAUUUUCCAAUUUCAUUUACAGAACGACAUUGUCGGUGCUCUUGAGGCAACUGUAAUAUUACUCCUCGUGGCUGUAAUGCAUUCUGAAAGAGAGUUCGAAAAGAAAUAUUAUAGUUCUUGAAGCUUUUGGAGUGUUACCCAA